GACUUGAUUAGAAGAAUUAAUAUUGAAUUAUACUAAUGAGUGAUGAUGAAAAACAGGAAGACAGUAACGUUAUUUUGUUAGACUGGGCAAAAGGAGCACAGGGGCCGUCUUACAGACUUUCGGCAGCUAACACUCAACUUGUCGGAAAGCAGCUUGAACUAAUAUUGCUGGAUAUGAUUUCCCUUGGAACCUCUCCUAGCCAAAUACACAUAAUAGGAUUUAGUCUUGGAGCGCAUAUUGCAGGUUAUGCAGGGCGAUCUUUAUCUCAGAGAGGUAUCAAAUUGGGCCGUAUUACAGGUUUGGAUCCUGCUUCUCCACUUUUCAGAGAAAGUUUUACAUCUUUACCUGCUCUCAGCAAAGAGGAUGCUGCAUUUGUAGAUGUUAUACAUACCGAUGGUUCAAUUUUACUCACAGAAGGUUUUGGAUUGCUAAGAGCUCUUGGUCAUGUAGAUUUCUUCCCAAACGGAGGUCAGGAUCAACCAGGAUGUGAAUAUGUAUUUGCUUCUGUACUUGUCAGUCAUCUUGAAGGUACAGUUAACUCUUCAACAAUAUGCAAUCAUGCAAGAGGAUUUCAGUUAUUCAUGGAAAGCGUUACUUCAAAACAAGAUGGAUGUCAAUUCCGAAGUUUUCCUUGUAUUUCACGAGAACACUUCCGCAGUGGAGCAUGUUUCCCUAGUAAAUGUGAAAUCAACAGUACAGAUGGCUCCUGUGGCAUUAUGGGCUAUAAUGCUGACUUGGGUUUGGCAAGAGGCCCUUUGUAUAUGGUGACCAGAGAAGAACGACCAUUUUGUGGUGAUCAAUUGCAAAGCAUAGUAGUUCUUUCAAAAAAUGGACUAAAACCUAGAAGUAAUAUUCUACUGUCGGCCAAAGUCGAAGAUGAUACCACUUCGUUCGAACUUCGAAAUGAGCCAAGAGAUCCUUUUCAAGGAUAUGUAUACAGAGGGUUAUCAGCAUCAAUGUAUGGGUUAUACAAUUCACAACUUUCCAAUGUGACAGUAACUCUUGUACUUCGAUAUGCACCCCGAAUGAUAGGUGAGAUAAUUGUAGCAGAGUACGUCCGCAUAGCUAAUCUAGAUGGAGAUUUCAUUAAGAAGAAAGAUGUAGCCUUGUCUGUUGUGGUCUGUGGAGAUAGAGUACGUGAGACAUUAGUUUUAAUCAAAUCAGCGAUUGUAUUUUCAAGGAAAUGCAAUUUGAAAGUGAUAAUCGUUGCUGAACCUGAAUUAAUCGAAAGUUUUGAAGAAACGUUAUCUGAAUGGGUUGCUAAGAAUAAUUCAUUUAGCUUUGAAACACAUCCAAUUUCCUUUCCUAAAACUCAGGCUGAAGAGUGGAAGAAGUUAUUCAAACCUUGUGCAUCACAAAGACUUUUCUUACCAAGUGUUCUAAAAAAUGUAGACUCUGUUUUGUAUGUGGAUACUGAUGUUUUAUUUCUUUCUCCUGUGGAUGAGAUUUGGGAACAUUUUGAUAGGAUGAAUUCAACGCAGCUAGCUGCCUUGAGUCCUGAACAUGAAGAUCGUAAUACAGGCUGGUAUAAUCGUUUUGCUAGGCAUCCUUACUAUGGAGAACUAGGUGAAAUCAUUAUCCUUUAA
Messenger RNA from Nezara viridula (southern green stink bug), 1586 nucleotides. The record is from the annotation of a GenBank genome assembly. NCBI's taxonomy places the organism in Eukaryota, Metazoa, Arthropoda, Insecta, Hemiptera, Pentatomidae.